GGGACUUCGACGAUGAAAGUGCGGCUGAACCGGUUUCUAAAUUUGAAAAAAGGUCAUGGUUUGUUGGUUAAAGUGCCAUUUCUGUAUGCGACUCUGAAAGCUAAAUAUCCGCUAUGAAUGCUGAUUAAACGAUAUUGUACUGAAGAUAAGGAGUUGUUAGUUGUCUGUAAAUUAGAGAGUUUUAGGUUAAAUUUCAUAUAUGCUAACUACCCGUUUAACUCUGCAGUUAAGCUUUUUAGCGUCUUCUUAAAAUGCAGCCGCUAUCUAAUCGCUGUUAGCUUGUUGGAUACGACGGUCAAGUGUAAUUGAAUUAGUCAUUUCAGCCAUAUAAAUGUAAGGAUUCUGUGCCGUAAAAACAUUGUUUGAAGUACUGAUGGUGCGCUCCUGCACAAGGCGUAGCCUCCAGUUGCAGGAUUUUGGAGCUGUAAUUAACUCAGGAAUCGUAGCUGCAUAUAAAAACAUGCAGUUGCAGUUCUGCUGUCUCACACUCUGGUCUCAGAGUAUUUGUCGGCAAGCAGAACAAGACAGGUUUUUAUGCAUGGCAGAAAAAGGGUUAGGAUCGUGUGCAUAACACAUUCCUGUAAAGUUUUCUGUAAACCAGAAUAGCCAUGAUCAUGUACAGACAAGUCUGUUGAGUAUAAGAAUAUAUGCAUUACUAGGUUAACUUUUGGUGGGCUUUUUGUGGCGCUCUGUAAUUUGCUGGGAUGGUUAGACGAGAGGUUGAUGCUUAUGAAUAGGGAAACUGACUUCUGGGUGCGGAGCUAGGAGCUGCUAGGAAAUGUAGGGGCUGGGCACUAAGCUGUUUCUGCGGCAGGGAAAGGGGAAAAAGGCUGGGGCUGGGCCAGAGGAGCUGCAGGAUGACAACCUCGGUGUUCAUUGCGGUGGGAGCUGUCCUGGUCUCCACUGUGGGUCUUGCCCUGGGUGCUUAUGUUAUGAAAAGGAAGAAAACCAAGCUGAUCACACUGCUUGAUCCCGCCAUUAAAUACGCCUUGAAGCUCAUCGACAAAGAGACAAUCAGUCAUGACACCCGACGGUUCCGCUUCGCCCUUCCCUCCCUGGAGCAUGUUCUGGGCCUUCCUGUUGGGAAGCACGUGUACCUUUCAGCCCGCAUAGAUGGGAAUCUUGUGGUGCGUCCAUACACGCCAGUAUCCAGCGAUGACGACAAGGGAUUUGUGGACCUUGUAGUGAAGAUCUAUUUUAAGAACAUCAACCCUAAGUUCCCAGAGGGUGGCAAGAUGUCCCAGUACUUGGAAAGUCUGCAGCUGGGAGAGAUGGUGGACUUCCGGGGACCUGGUGGACUACUGGAGUACAAGGGCCAAGGGGAGUUUGCAAUCCAGCCAGACAAGAAGUCUCCUGCAGAGACGAAGGUGGUCAAAUCUCUGGGUCUGAUUGCAGGGGGAACAGGUAUCACCCCUGUGCUGCAGCUGGUACGGGCGAUUAUGAAGGACCCCACUGACCAGACUACCUGCAGCCUGCUGUUUGCCAACCAGACGGAGAGAGACAUCCUCCUCAAAGACGAGCUGGAGGAAAUCCAGGCCAGGUACCCAGACCGCUUCAAGCUGUGGUUCACCGUGGACAAAGCCCGCGAUGACUGGGAGUACAGCCAGGGUUUUGUCAGCGCCGACAUGAUCCGGGAGCACCUGCCUGAAGCUGACGAUGACAACAUGGUUCUGAUCUGCGGCCCACCACCCAUGAUCCAGUUUGCCUGCAACCCCAACCUGGACAAGCUGGGCUUCCGGCAGAGUCAGCGCUUCAUCUACUAGCCCGCAGUCCUGAGCUGCGUCUCGAUUUGAACCCAAAGAAGUGGGCGUCGCCCACAUGCACUUAGCUGCUCAGAAUAGGCCUUGUAUCAUAUCUAAUUGCACAAUGAAUUAAAACAUUAGUAAAAAGAGUCUUGAAAUAUGGUAUUUUGUUUUAAAAUGCUUUAAUGGCAGUCUCUUUCGCAGGUGUAGUCAGAGCUGUAAUGUUUGGCAGGCAUAAGCUUUGUUUCUGUAUCCUCAACCUGGGGCGUCUUGCUAAAUUAGAGAUUUGAAACUUGCAUUCAAAAAAGUGAUAUAGAAAUAAUGAUGGUGGAUUUAUGCUAACAAUACAGGGAAACCUGAUGCUUUCGUUACGCACCUUGUGGCAUUUGCACAAGGCCUCAUUGAGAUAGAGCAAGACUGUCCCAAGUGGCAAGUGCUUUAAACUAUGUAAUGUGCCUUGAUGCAUGUGUUUCUGUGUGUAAUGUGAAAUAGCAUCCCUCCCUUCAGUUUGAGGGAAAUAACCAGGGAUUCACAUAACUGGUACGCAUUCACCUUUAAAAAGUAUGCGUGUGACAAUCGAUUGUUUGUAAAAGCUAAAAUGCAUGCUUUGUGUGCAGUUGCGCUGCUAUGACAAGAAAAUACCUUGCAUUGUAACCUUUAUACCGUAAAUGAAGUAGUUGGCAUAUAAAGAUAAAAAUGCAUUAUAUUUUGUCAGCACAAAUACACCUGAAAAAGUAGGCAUUUAUGCAGUUACCUCAAUCGAUUUUCGAACAUAGCGUUUUUAAAGGUGAAGGCGUACUUGUGCCUUUUUAUGUGCAUCCCUGAAAAUAACACAUUUGUAGAAGUUAUUUUUAAAAUAACAUAUCCAUCUUGGAGGUGUUUCAUGAAAAUUAAUUGCCGCACUGUCAAUUUUCUGUUUUGGCUUCUUAGAUAAUGCUGGCAACAUACAGUUACCCUGUAGGAGGGCUGCAGACUUUGUUCGGUUUUCCCACUUUCGGUUGAAAGUUUGCUUUUGUUAAUGUGAGAUGCAGUGAGAAAAUUGGCCCCGCCUCUGAAUUAUCUGCACCUGAAACUGCCCAGUGAUUUUUCCGUAUGACCAUAUGCUGACAUCCAAUCAGAUGACAACUGUGACUCUGUGGGACUUCUGGGGUGUGAAGACUACACGAAUAUCUUUGUAUGUCUUGGUUUUUCAAACCUUCAAGUUCCAAAAUGUAUUGCAGAAUAUUCAUCAUUAAACUUGCUACUUUUAAA
Paramormyrops kingsleyae is the source of this 2993-nucleotide messenger RNA. RefSeq names its product cytochrome b5 reductase 1 (gene cyb5r1). Gene Ontology annotation, molecular function: oxidoreductase activity; FAD binding. NCBI's taxonomy places the organism in Eukaryota, Metazoa, Chordata, Actinopteri, Osteoglossiformes, Mormyridae. The record is from RefSeq and is a predicted model, not a curated record. Gene Ontology annotation, cellular component: mitochondrion.